GAUCGCGCGUCCGCGCCCGCACGACCACGCGCGAUGAUGCAACAGGGCGGUCAAGGGCAACAAAUCAUGGUGAUGAACACCAACGCCAAGCGCGAGACGGGUUCGAUCGCGCGCGCGAACAACAUCGCGGCGGCCAAGGCGGUGAGCGACAUCAUCCGCACGACGCUCGGGCCGAGGUCGAUGUUGAAGAUGAUUUUAGACGCUUCGGGAGGCAUCGUGUUGACGAAUGACGGGAAUGCGAUUUUGAGAGAGAUCGACGUCACGCAUCCGGCGGCGAAGAGUAUGAUUGAACUGUCGCGCACGCAAGACGAAGAAACCGGGGACGGGACGACGUCGGUGAUUAUUCUGGCUGGUGAAAUCCUUCAUCUGUCGCAACAGUUUUUGGAAAAGAACAUUCACCCGACAGUCAUCGUGAGGGCGUACAUGAAGGCGUUGGACGCCGCAUUGAAAGUGAUUGAUUCAAUUAGUUUUCCCAUCGAUGUCACGAAUCGUGAUGAGAUGAUGAAGAUCGUCAAGAGCUCUGUCGGCACCAAGUUUACCGCGCGCAUGGGCGAACUCAUUCCAAACUUGGCGCUCGACGCGGUCAUGUGCGUGGCUCGCAAAAACGCCGACGGCACGAACGACAUAGACAUUAAAAAGUACGCCAAGGUGGAGAAGAUUGCGGGUGGUUCUAUCGAUGACUGCACGGUGCUACGAGGAGUGAUGAUGAACAAAGACGUCGUCGCGCCUGGACGAAUGAAGCGACGAAUUGAAAACCCGAGAAUCAUGCUUCUCGACUGCCCAUUGGAGUACAAAAAGGGCGAGAACCAAACCAAUGUGGAAAUCACCAAGGAAGAAGAUUGGGCGGUGUUGCUGAAGAUGGAGGAGGAUUGGAUCAAAGAGACGUGCGCGAAGAUCGCGGCUUUCAAGCCCGAUGUCGUCGUCACCGAAAAGGGAUGCAGUGAUUUGGCUUGCCACUACCUUUCCAAGGCGGGCAUCACCGCAUUGCGACGCGUCCGCAAGACCGAUAAUAAUCGCAUCGCGCGAGCCGCGGGGGCCACCGUCGUUUCUCGCGUGGAUGAGCUUCGUGAAUCAGACAUCGGCACCGGUGCUGGUUUGUUCAACGUCGAGAAAAUCGGUGACGAAUAUUUCACCUUCGUCGUCGACUGCAAAGAGCCCAAGGCGUGCACCGUCGUCCUUCGCGGCGCGAGCAAGGAUAUUUUGAAUGAAAUUGAACGCAACUUGAUUGACGCGAUGGGCGUAGCGAGGAAUGUCGUCCAAGACCCGCGACUGUUGCCCGGUGGCGGUGCGGUCGAAAUGGCUGUCUCUCGCGCGAUCGCGGAAGAAGCGACGAAGAUCGAGGGUGUGGAGCAAUGGCCGUUCCGCGCCAUCGGCGCGGCACUCGAGGUCAUUCCGCGAACGCUCGCGCAAAACUGCGGCGCCAACGUCAUUCGCACUCUCACCAAACUUCGCGCCAAACACGCCGAGGGCGAAGAAGCGCGAACGUUCGGUAUUGAUGGCGAUAAGGGCACGAUCGUAGACAUGAAAGAGCUCGGUGUGUGGGAUCCGUACGCGGUCAAGGUGCAAUCCAUCAAAACCGCCGUCGAGAGCGCCACGAUGCUAUUGCGCAUUGAUGACAUCGUCUCCGGGCUUUCCCAAAAGAACUCCGACGCGGCGGGCACGGGCACGGGCGUCAGCGCGGGCGACGACGACUAA
Ostreococcus lucimarinus CCE9901 is the source of this 1695-nucleotide messenger RNA. RefSeq lists its product with no specific name. The coding region runs from base 34 to 1695 and encodes 553 amino acids. NCBI's taxonomy places the organism in Eukaryota, Viridiplantae, Chlorophyta, Mamiellophyceae, Mamiellales, Bathycoccaceae. The transcript has 2 exons. Gene Ontology annotation, molecular function: ATP hydrolysis activity; ATP-dependent protein folding chaperone; ATP binding. Gene Ontology annotation, biological process: protein folding. Gene Ontology annotation, cellular component: chaperonin-containing T-complex. The record is from RefSeq and is a predicted model, not a curated record.